AACUAAUACAGAAAUUGUUUAACUGAACGGUGCUUAAGCCGUCGAAAUUCAGUAUACAAAUUUAACUAGUCAAUUUUUUAUUGUUGAUAAUGGAUGAUCGAAUUGAAAUACCUCAAGAUGGUCCCGCUGGCAUGGACCCUGAGGGCGUCAUCGAGUCGACCUGGCAUGAAGUCUACGAUAAUUUCGAUGACAUGAACUUGCGCGAGGAGCUGCUGCGCGGCAUCUAUGGCUAUGGUUUCGAGAAGCCAUCGGCCAUUCAACAGCGCGCUAUCAUUCCUUGCGUGAAGGGUCGCGAUGUCAUUGCCCAGGCCCAGUCCGGUACUGGCAAGACUGCCACCUUCUCGAUUGCCAUUCUUCAGCAAAUCGACACGUCCGUUCGCGAAUGUCAGGCUUUGAUCCUGGCACCUACUCGCGAGUUGGCCACCCAAAUUCAGCGUGUGGUUAUGGCACUUGGAGAGUACAUGAAGGUGCAUUCGCAUGCCUGCAUUGGCGGCACUAAUGUGCGCGAGGAUGCUCGCAUUUUGGAAUCUGGCUGCCAUGUGGUGGUUGGCACACCAGGUCGUGUCUAUGACAUGAUCAAUCGCAAGGUGCUCCGCACGCAGUUCAUCAAGUUGUUCGUACUGGAUGAGGCCGAUGAGAUGUUGUCGCGUGGCUUCAAAGAUCAAAUCCAGGAUGUGUUCAAGAUGCUGCCACCAGAUGUGCAAGUGAUCUUGCUCUCAGCCACCAUGCCACCCGAUGUACUUGAAGUGAGCCGUUGCUUUAUGCGUGAUCCAGUUAGCAUUCUUGUUAAGAAGGAAGAGCUGACACUUGAAGGUAUCAAGCAGUUCUACGUGAACGUUAAGCAGGAGAACUGGAAGUUGGGCACAUUGUGCGAUCUGUACGAUACGUUGUCCAUUACCCAGUCGGUUAUCUUCUGUAAUACCCGUCGCAAGGUCGAUCAGCUCACCCAGGAGAUGUCUAGCCACAACUUUACCGUGUCGGCCAUGCAUGGUGACAUGGAGCAACGCGAUCGUGAGGUUAUCAUGAAGCAAUUCCGUUCGGGCUCUUCCCGAGUUCUGAUUACAACUGAUUUAUUGGCGCGUGGUAUUGAUGUGCAGCAGGUAUCGUUGGUCAUCAACUAUGAUCUGCCCUCGAAUCGCGAGAACUAUAUUCAUAGAAUCGGUCGCGGUGGUCGUUUCGGUCGUAAAGGUGUUGCGAUCAACUUCAUUACUGAUGAUGAUCGAAGAAUCCUGAAGGAUAUUGAACAAUUCUAUCACACUACUAUUGAGGAAAUGCCUGCUAAUAUUGCCGAUUUGAUUUAAAUAUUUUGUUGAGCAAAAAAAAUUAAUACAAAAUAAACAAGAAAAAGUGAGUGAGCUCUUCUACAGCAAGGAGUUGCGAGAAAAGUGCGCAAAAUAUAUUUAAAAAAAAAAAAUAAGAACUUGAGAACUAAAAAUUAAAUAUUUAUUUAAACAACAAUACAAACAGCAGGAGCAACAACAACAACAGCUGCAUCAGCAAGGCGACAACAAAAGAAACUACAACAUCCAAGAACCUAAUUAUCAGUAACAAGAACAACAUCCGCUGGCUGGCGCUUUGCUCUAAUCCUCUAUCUAUUCCUAAAACAACCAACCAACAGAAGUAGAACAGCUGUAACAUCUGAUAUUUAAACACUGCGUCGUCAACAAGCAACAAACAAGUCUAAACUAUAUAAACGCUAAAACUGGGAUAAAAACAACCACAACAACACGAGGACAACACCUUUCGAUUUUUUGUGUGUGCAGCGAACUGCAGCAGCAGCAGCAUCAACAACCACAACAUUGUUUUAGCCUUUUCUAGAACUAUUGAUAAAAUAUAUUAAAAAAACAAUACAAAAAAUA
Drosophila hydei is the source of this 1859-nucleotide messenger RNA. RefSeq names its product eukaryotic initiation factor 4A (gene eIF4A). Gene Ontology annotation, molecular function: RNA binding; ATP binding; RNA helicase activity. The transcript is spliced from 5 exons. NCBI's taxonomy places the organism in Eukaryota, Metazoa, Arthropoda, Insecta, Diptera, Drosophilidae. The coding region runs from base 90 to 1301 and encodes 403 amino acids. The record is from RefSeq and is a predicted model, not a curated record.